GUUUCCCACGUGCUUCGACGUUUGAAAUGUUUGUGUGGUUUACGUCUGCUCUGUGUGAGUCUAGUUUACUUUGGCUUCUUUCGUUAAAAUUUUGCCUUCUGAGCUAAGAAUAAUAACUAAUAAAAGCGCCUUGCAAACACACAUUUCCGUUGCUCUGACGAUGAGAUGGAAACGUUUAUGAAGCAUCUAUUUUGUCUAUGGGCACUCACAAUCUCGCACGCUGCUAGUCAUCAAGACGGUUUUGAAGAGCCAGGCAUCGUCUUCGUCGUCCUGACUCAAGAAAACAGCCUCAGUGCUGGAGCAGCCAGGUUCCUUUCCCAGAGCAUACAUCAACAGGCAGCUGCACUGAGUCUGGGAGAUCCUAUUGUGUACCUGACCCACAAACAUUGGCCCGACGUGUUGGGUUCGUGGACCAUAUUUCCCCUUCUUGAACGGCUGCUCGAGGCUCACAGGGACGACGGCCGAUGGUUUUUUUUCUGCGAGGAUUCAACCCAGCUGGACCUUGGUCGCCUUGUGAAGUUACUAAACAAAUACAACUGCUCUGAUGACCACUUUUUAGGUCAUGCACUCUGGGAUCUGGAAAGCACCAUCAUCCAUCAUUUCGAUGACCCAAUGUCCCUGGCUUACCCAGCCAUCUCGGCUGGCAUGGUCCUCAGCUCCUCAGCCUUAAACAGGGCUGCAACAGCUUGGGCUCAAACAGCUUCUCACGAAUUCUCGAUUGAUCGCCAGUAUGAGUUCGCCAAGUUCCUUGGGACUCCCGAGUGUGGAGCGCUGCUCUUGAAGGACGUUCCAUCGUUUUGCCUCAAGCAAGAAAAGGGCCGCAGCUGCGUGACCUGGAGUGCUCGACAGACACCCUCGUGUGGUCACCCAGCUCCCGGAGAUGCUGUUCUAUUUGCUGUGAAGACAUGCAGCCAGUUUCACAAGGAGAGAGUUCCGCUGGUGAAGGCAACAUGGGCGAAGGACGCCGAACAAGUUGUAUUCUUCAGCGAUGUAGAAGACGCAGACAUUCCAACGGUCACGGUGGGGGUGAGCAACGUGAAGAGGGGUCACUGUGCAAAGACCAUGGCAAUCCUGAAGCACGUCCUGUCCAAUGGGCUGCUUGACACCCGCACCAGGUGGCUGGUGGUGGCAGAUGACGACACGCUCCUCAGCAUCCCUCGCCUCUUGGACUUCCUGGGCUGCUUUAAUGCGGAUGAUGAGAUCGCUCUUGGGGAACGUUAUGGCUUCGGCUCUGCGUCUGGCCGGGGCUACGACUACUUGACCGGUGGCUCGGGGAUGGUGUUCACGAAGAGGACGGUAGAGAGGAUUGUCCAGUCAGGGUGCUCGUGUCCCUCGGACGACUCUCCGGAUGACAUGCUGUUGGGUGCCUGCCUCCAGCGGCUGGGCAUCCCCCUUACCCACUCUCCUCUCUUCCACCAGGCUAGGCCGGACGACUACAGCAGUGCAUUGCUGUCACAUCAGCGGCCCAUAUCCUUCCACAAGUUCUGGAUGAUGGACCCCAUCGAGACGUACCGGCGCUGGUUGAAUGACGGCCCCAGCAAUGGCAGCCAGCACGACGAGCUAUGAAAGCAAGCCUAGAAACGGUGCCAUUACUGUCAAGACCGGUUAUAAUGAAGUCGCUUAUAAGGAAAUAGCAGCUACAGCGAAGCGAUCACGAUUUCCCAUUCUUUUUUGCACUUCGUUAACCGAAGUCGGUUAUAAUAAAAUAGCGGAUAUAGCGAAGUGAUUUCCGAUUCCCGUCGAUUUCAUUAUAACCGGUCUUGACAGUACUCCACAAUUGCCAAAAUACUCCAAAUGGAAGUUAAAAUUCUAAGCAAAAUGCCAAUAUCCUUUUGGAGGCUGUGGCAGCUGUUUACUCUACAAAACAACUGUCACAUCAGCAACUUUUGAGCUGUAUAUUUGUGUACAUGAACGAGUGUAGCCAAAGAAACACAAAAUGAGAGUACUGUAAAACCCUUUUUUUUUUUGCGGCCCCUAUUUUUCGGGAAUUGGUCGCGAAGGACAUAAUUGCGGCCACUAAAUUUCAUGAAUUCCAGAUACCUGCAUUGAAAUCCUUAGGACCGAAAUUUUUGCGUGCCCUUUACUAUUGCAAAUUUUUCAAUUCAUAAAAAUUGAGGGCUUACGAACAUUAUGGGUUUUACAGUAUUUUUUUUUCAUAGUUUUAUGUUUGUAUUUUGAACAGAUUGCUAUAUUUUUGUUCUAAAUGCCCCACUUAGGCAGGUGCUUCAAAAGCAGCCAGGAAGAGUGCAAUGCAUCUUGGGAUACUUGCAACACACGACAUCACAGGCCUGUAGCAAAGGCUGGUGUUACAAUUUUGUCUACUGGAAUCGCCUGAUGGAACAAUUUUUGCAAUUGUGAUGGGACAUUAUUCUUAUCCGACCUAUUCCCCUCGUGAACUUGCAGAAUGUUCCGAAUAAUAAGCCAACCAGAAUGACUCGGCAGCACCAAAGUAACUGCGGCAUCAAACAUGUGGCGAGUUAGGAACAGCAUAGCAGUUCAAAGCCAGGCCAGACAACCAUUUUUCUUUCUUCCUUAUUUUACUGUCUUUUUUUCUUUUUCCACAACUGUUUAUCAAGCUGUUAGCAUUCAAGCUCAAUUUGCUCAUUCAUCACGUCAUACUGCUCUUGUGAGACACACAAGGUCACGACAUCCAGGGAAACUUCAGAGGCAUCCACUAGCAGGAGUGGUUUCGCAAUUGUUCGAAAACAUAUUUUCUCAAGUUUUCAAACAAGACCUUUCUCUGGUGGUGCUAUAACAUAAUCCAAAAGCCAAAAAACGACGGAAAAAAAAAAGUGCUGAAAUUUUGCUUUUGUAAUCUUUAAUUAAGCAGCUUCCACCCCACUUGUUUUCUUGCCACCUUGUGUCAGCCGAUGGGCAGCUUUGAAAGGAGAAUUACAAGUCGGAGGACCAUAUGCGUUUCUUUCAGCUGAACAGUGACUAGGAGCAUCGGAGCUUACAAGUGUAAGUGCAAUAAUAGACUAAGUACAAAGAAAAAAAAAAAAUGAAACAUUUACAAAUCUCUGCAAUGCGAAAUUAGAGUGCAGCUCUUGAGGAGGAGGAGGAGGAGAGGGGGUAUGUCCCUCCUCCAAUUCAGUUUCCCCGCUGAAUUAAGCGGAGAAAAUGACGUCACGUGACCUCAACACCAAUCUUAUUCCCGGCUAAAUUUACUAGGGAAUUAAUUGGGGUUGAGGUCACGUAAAGUCAAUUUGUCCGCUAAAUUUAGCACGGUUACGCAGACAAACAUGGAAAUAAACACAUAAAAACUGCGCCCUAAAAAAAAAAAAAAAAUUUGCUAUAUUGCAGUCUUACUGGGCCAGGAAGUUGAACUAAACGAUUAUCAUGAUUUUCUUUGGAAGAAAGUCGUAUGCUGCAAGUAUUAACAGGAGGGAUUUGCCAGUUGUACUGCAAUUUUUCAAGUCUUUGUUCCCAAUAGACCGAUUUCACCAAGCUUUCAGCGCAUGCAAGACGCCGCCAUAACUUUAGUGCUCAGGAGGUAGACGGCAGUGCAUGUGAGGGCUCGUGCCGUCUUGUGCUAAACACUUGCAGAAAGACUAAAGUUCCCUCGAUGCAAUGCGGCGGCAAAGGCGUAGUCAAACUGGCUGGCGAGAUCGGCCUAAUAGAUGGCUACUGACAAUUUUUCUUGGAUGUCCGAAAUUUAAUUUUGGUACUUUAGUCCGACUUUUUUUCUUUUACUCCUUACAAGUAACUUCCAUUGCCAAAGGCUCAAUGUUUGAGGAAAGCUUCAAAUGAAAGCCUCAAAUUGGUCACUCUUUUGUCUUCUCUUCUCGAAUUAAGUUGUGUCAAGUGUGGUGCAUGUAACAAGUGCUUUCAUGGUGGCAGCUCAGUGUGACAAAAUAAUGAAAAUUGGGCACCGCCCAAGUGCAACGUGCCAUGGGAAGUGCAGAGAAUGCUGGUGGUAGUCCGUGCCAGGUAUUCUUAAGAGACCUUUAGACUACUGUAACAAAAUAUAGACUUUCGUAGAUAGAAAGCGAUAGCAUGAAUUCACUGCCUCGCUUUGAGAAAUAAAAACAGUGGUUUAGCAUGAA
Messenger RNA from Ixodes scapularis (black-legged tick), 4046 nucleotides. Its product is annotated as beta-1,3-glucosyltransferase. Gene Ontology annotation, molecular function: glycosyltransferase activity. Lineage: Eukaryota; Metazoa; Arthropoda; Arachnida; Ixodida; Ixodidae. The coding region runs from base 166 to 1566 and encodes 466 amino acids. The transcript has 12 exons. The record is from RefSeq and is a predicted model, not a curated record. Gene Ontology annotation, cellular component: membrane.